Aspergillus campestris IBT 28561 is the source of this 417-nucleotide messenger RNA. RefSeq lists its product as uncharacterized. The coding region runs from base 1 to 291 and encodes 96 amino acids. Gene Ontology annotation, biological process: defense response to fungus. The record is from RefSeq and is a predicted model, not a curated record. The transcript is spliced from 3 exons. NCBI's taxonomy places the organism in Eukaryota, Fungi, Ascomycota, Eurotiomycetes, Eurotiales, Aspergillaceae.
AUGCAGCUCAUCUCUCUCGCUUCCAUGGGCCUCGUCCUCUUCGCUGCCGUCGGCGCAGUCGCCAGCCCCGUGGACAACAACGCCCUCGACGUCAAUGAUAAUCUGGAGGUGCACGACGAAGCAGCCACACUGAUCACAUACAACGGAUCCUGCUCCAAGAAGAACAACUCAUGCAAAUAUAAAGGCCAGAAAGGCAAGACGUCCUUCUGCCACUGCAAGUUUAAGAAGUGCGGCAAGGAUGGCAACAAGUGCCACUUUGAUAGCUAUAGCCGCGAUUGCAAGUGUAUCUAGAUGGUUUGUGCUGGGUUCUCCUUCGGGGGUGCUAUAUAUAGUUGGCUCUGCUUGGCUGCAAUAGUGCAAGUGUGGCAUUCAACAUGUCGGCUUGUGCAUGGUCUCCAGUUAUCAUAGUGAAUAUAC